CUUCUUCUCACACACACCUUUACCAACAACUCAACACCCACCCCCACCCAACAACAGCCCAACUUCACAAUGGCACCCAAGCCCGCUUCCUCUGCUUCCAAGGCCCCCGCUUCUCAGGGUGGCAAGGCUCCCGCUGCCAAGGCCCCCGCUGAGGCCGGCAAGAAGACUGCUUCUAAGUCCAAGUCUGCCGCUACCGGUGACAAGAAGAAGGCCAAGAAGACCCGAAAGGAGACCUACUCCACCUACAUCUACCGAGUCCUGAAGCAGGUGCACCCCGACACUGGUAUCUCCACCAAGUCCAUGGCCAUCCUCAACUCGUUCAUCUCCGACAUCUUCGAGCAGGUCGCUGCCGAGGCCUCCAAGCUCGCUGCUUACAACAAGAAGUCGACCAUCAGCUCGCGUGAGAUCCAGACUGCUGUCCGCCUCAUCCUCCCCGGAGAGCUCUCCAAGCACGCCAUCUCCGAGGGUACCAAGGCCGUCACCAAGUACUCUUCCUCCAAGUAAGCGACUGUGCGCCUCUGCCUGCCGACGAGCACAAUGAUGGGAUAGCCAAGCCGAGCCUGCCUACGCAGCUGGCUCUAGCUCCUCGCCACUCCGCUCUCGAGCGCACGCACUAUGCCUACUCCUCUCCUCUCUCUCUCCUCCUGUACCAGUUCUCUGUCAUCCUUCUUUCCCUUUGCCCACUUCUCUUCCUGUUUGCGCAUUGUAUGUAGUAGUCGAUCUUCGCACGCGCGCCCCUUCGACUGCGUUUCGAGUCCU
This is a messenger RNA of Microstroma glucosiphilum, 759 nucleotides long. Its product is annotated as histone-fold-containing protein. Gene Ontology annotation, molecular function: structural constituent of chromatin; protein heterodimerization activity; DNA binding. Gene Ontology annotation, cellular component: nucleosome. The transcript is spliced from 2 exons. The coding region runs from base 70 to 504 and encodes 144 amino acids. The record is from RefSeq and is a predicted model, not a curated record. NCBI's taxonomy places the organism in Eukaryota, Fungi, Basidiomycota, Exobasidiomycetes, Microstromatales, Microstromataceae. Gene Ontology annotation, biological process: nucleosome assembly.